Messenger RNA from Centropristis striata (black sea bass), 1798 nucleotides. Its product is annotated as N-lysine methyltransferase SMYD2-B-like. The record is from RefSeq and is a predicted model, not a curated record. Bases 421 to 1719 code for a protein of 432 amino acids. Gene Ontology annotation, cellular component: nucleus. The transcript has 12 exons. NCBI's taxonomy places the organism in Eukaryota, Metazoa, Chordata, Actinopteri, Perciformes, Serranidae. Gene Ontology annotation, molecular function: protein binding.
UAAUAUGCUCUCAAUGUUUUUAAAAAAAUGAUUGUGUAUAAUUCCAUCAAGAAAGCAUUUAAAAAAGCCACAGUAUAGUAUGGCGUAAGGAAAAUAUAUUAAAAAAAAUGUUUUACUGUCAUACAGGCCACCCAUGGAGCUCCCACCCAACUCCCCGCAUCCGGCACAAAUGUUAUUUAACAGGUGUAAAAUCCCUCUCUAUAUCUCCCUAAAUCCACCAACGUUUAAAGAGUUUUAUGCCAGAAAAGCUUUUAAAAUAAGUUUGUAUUAUACUGCAACUGCUCUGGAUGCAACUAUGAACUAUUACUGGGAGGGAGGGCGACGCCCCAAAACUUGUAACUGAGGUGCCACAUCCCACUGCACCCCCGGGUCCUUGUGAGGGUCAUUUUGGAGGAAGACAGCCCCUGAGAGAGCGGCAGUAUGAAGGGCAGCAUCGAGGGAAUCGAGAGAUUUGAGAGUCCGGUUAAAGGGCGAGGUCUCCGCGUUACUAGACCCUUUAAAGUUGGAGAGCUGCUGUUUUCCAGCCCGGCGUACUCUUCUGUGCUGACAUUAAAGGAGAGAGGCUGCUACUGUGAGUUCUGCUUCACCAGGAAAGAAGGUUUGGCAAGAUGCGGGAAGUGCAAGAAAGCCUUUUACUGCAAUGUGAAAUGUCAGAAAGGAGACUGGGCCAUGCACAAGCUGGAGUGCUCUGCCAUAAAUGCUUUCGGAGAGAACUGGUGCCCGUCAGAGAUAACCCGCCUGGUGGCUCGGAUCCUCGCCAAGAAGAAAACACAGAAAGAAAGAUGUGCUUCUGAGAAGAUCUUACUCAUAGAAGAGAUACAAUCACACGUGGAGGACGUAGAUAAUGACAAAAGAGACAUAAAUGAAACAGAUAUUGCCGGACUGCAUCGUUUUUUCUCCAAGCACUUGGAGCUGCCCGACCAUAAAGACCUUCUUACACUCUUUUCCCAGGUUGCCUGUAAUGGUUUCACGAUAGAGGAUGAUGAGCUGUCCCACAUGGGGACUGCAGUCUAUCCAGACGUGGCCCUGAUCAACCAUAGCUGUCUUCCCAGCGUCAUUGUCACAUUUAAAGGGACGUCGGCUGAGGUUCGGGCGGUGCAGAACAUGAAGCCCGGUGAUGAAGUGCUCAUCAGCUACAUAGACCUCCUCUAUCCAACAGACGAACGCAACAAAAUGCUAAGAGAGUCCUAUUACUUCACCUGUGAUUGCAAGGAAUGUAAAACCAGGUCCAAGGACAAGACUAAGUUGAAAGUGCGUAAGCAGAGUGACCCCAUCGAGCCGGAGGUCACCAACAACAUGGUGCGAUACGCCAGGAAAACCAUGAGGGAGUUUCAGGCCUUCAAACAUGUAAAAACCCCUAGUGAGCUGCUGGAGAUAUGUGAACAGAGCCUUGAGGAAAUGGGGUCUGUCUUUGAUGACGCCAACGUCUACAUGCUCCACAUGAUGUACCAGGCCAUGGGGGUUUGUCUCUAUAUGGAAGAUCCACAUGGAGCCAUAAGAUACGGAGAGAAGGUCCUCAAACAUUACAGCAAGCUGUAUCCACCCUACUCUUUGAAUGUGUCCUCCAUGUACCUGAAGUUGGGCAGACUGUACAUGGGGCUGGACAAGCAGUCAGUGGGCGUUUCCGCUCUCAAGAAGGCAAUGGCUAUCAUGGAGGUGGCUCAUGGGAAGGAUCACUUCUACAUAACAGAGCUACGCAAAGAAAUGGCUCGAAAAUGAAGAUAAAGGAAAUAAAUGGUUGAGCAUUCAUGUUUUUAUGCAACGUUUUAAGUAAUAAAAAUAAUCUGGGAUUUUUGAA